Messenger RNA from Anolis sagrei ordinatus, 5049 nucleotides. It is a transcript of the gene STAM2, whose product is annotated as signal transducing adaptor molecule 2. NCBI's taxonomy places the organism in Eukaryota, Metazoa, Chordata, Lepidosauria, Squamata, Anolidae. The record is from RefSeq and is a predicted model, not a curated record. Gene Ontology annotation, cellular component: endocytic vesicle. Gene Ontology annotation, biological process: signal transduction. Gene Ontology annotation, molecular function: ubiquitin binding; phosphatidylinositol binding.
AGAGGAAGUUGGGGAGAGGAGAGGGGCGGGGCUGAGUGGAGGAGCGAGGGCUGGUGGGCUGCGUCUCUAGUCGCUCCUUCCUCCCUUCCUUCAGCCGGGUCUCUUCGCCUCCCCUUCCCUCUGCCGCCACCAUGCCGCUCUUCGCCCCCAACCCCUUCGAGCAGGAUGUGGAAAAGGCGACAAAUGAGUACAACACUGCUGAAGACUGGGGAGUUAUUAUGGAUAUAUGUGACAAAGUUGGAAGCACUCCUAAUGGCGCAAAAGACUGCCUGAAAGCCAUUUUGAAAAGAGUAAAUCACAAAGUACCCCAUGUGGCACUGCAGGCCCUAACUCUAUUGGGAGCCUGUGUUUCAAACUGUGGAAAAAUUUUCCACUUAGAAAUCUGCUCACGUGACUUUGCCAGUGAAGUGCGUGUUAUAAUAAACAAGGCUCAUCCUAAAGUAUGUGAAAAAUUAAAAGCUUUAAUGGUGGAAUGGUCUGAAGAAUUUCAGAAAGAUGCACAGUUUAGCCUGAUAUCAGCAACUAUUAAAUCUCUAAAGGAAGAAGGGGUUACGUUUCCCACUGCUGGGACACAGAGUCCUUCAGCUGCUGCCAAGAAUGGUGCAUCAUCAAGCAAGAACAAAGAGGAUGAAGAUAUAGCUAAAGCUAUUGAAUUAUCUUUGCAAGAACAAAAACAGCAGCAAACAGAAACAAAAUCUUUAUACCCACCUGUAGAAGUUCAGCAGAACAAUCAAAAAAUCUCUAGAAAGGUGCGGGCCUUGUACGACUUUGAAGCUGUCGAGGACAAUGAACUCACUUUCAAGACUGGCGAUAUUAUUGUUGUUUUGGAUGACAGUGAUGCCAAUUGGUGGAAAGGAGAAAAUCACAGAGGAAUAGGAUUAUUCCCAUCUAAUUUUGUGACCCAUAACUUAAAUGAGGAGCCUGAGUCAGCAACUGUGGAGAAGAAUGUGUCUUCUGAAGAAAGUGCAGAGGAAACUGCAAAAGCGGAGCCUGAACCAGUUUACAUAGAUGAGAAUAAGAUGGAUAGAACAUUGCAGUUACUCCAGAGCAUAGAUCCAACAGACCCUAAACCCGAUUCUCCUGAUCUUCUGGACUUGGAAGGUGUCUGUCAACAGAUGGGUCCCAUGAUAGAUGAAAAGCUAGAAGAAAUUGAUAGGAAACAUUCUGAGUUGUCUGAACUGAAUGUUAAAGUGAUGGAAGCUCUGGAACUCUACAACAAACUAGUGAAUGAAGCUCCUAUGUAUGCUACAUACUCAAAGAUCCAUUCGUCAGCUCAUUACCCACCUUCAUCAACUGGUGUUCCAGUACAGCAGCCGUAUCCCUUGCAUCCUCACAGUGGGAACUACGGGGUCCAUGGAGUCCCUCAAGGGUAUAAUCCCGGAAAUGAUCAGAUUGGUCCACUGAGGUCCUUGCCUCCAAAUGUAAAUUCUUCAGGAACAGCUCAGACAGCAUAUUUAAGCACCGGUCUAGAUUCUGUUUCCAAUCCUGCUUACGCGAACCAGAAUUCCUGCCUCCCACCAGCUGGUCCCAUUCCUUACUCCCAACACAUGACCAUGCCAAUGGAUAUGCUGGCCUACCAGAACACUGUAACCAGUUUGCCCCAAGGAGUAUGCUACCCAACAGUUCCUGCUCACUCGCUUCCUCAGCAGCAAACAAAUUACCACCAGCAGCCUCUUCUCUAAAGACGGAGCCCUCCCUCCUGAAAGCAGUCUUGGAUGUUGCUGACUGUUGUAAUUUAAAUAUUCCCUCCAUUGAUAUGAAAAGUUGCUUCUACUCAAGGGCAAAAAGGCAACUACACAAAUAUCAAUGUUAAAGUUAAUACAAAUUCAGAUCUUUUUCUGCAUAGCUGUUAAAAUAAGAUGAGCUGCUGAUGUGUUCAGAACAGACAGCCUUCAGACCCUGGUUCUUGUAGCGCUCUGUCUAAUAUCCUGCCUAUUUACGGAACAUUUCCUUGUAAUAAGUUUCAUACGAUAAAGCUUUGAAAGCAAGUUCAUUUAUGCAUCUCCUCCUGUUUCUUCUUUCCAGGCUUUAUAAGGCCACUAUUUUUAUGAAACCGUAUAAAUUUGAAGUGCUAUCUCAAACACCAAUUUAUUUAGCUAAUUUGCUUUUCAGUUUGCUUCCCUCCUAGCGCAUCUUAACAGAUUGCAUUUUAUGAUGGUUCAGUAAAUUAGCAAUAGUGAACUUGGGAGGAAAAAAAAACUUUGAAUGACAGAAGUUGUUAAUGGCCUUCAUAAUUUCUCCCAGACUGAAUUUCUCAUUUGUACUUCUCUGAAACUAGUGCCAUUUAUUGUGGUGGAGUAGUUCUUAUUCCUUGUCUGAGGAGAGUCUAAAUAGUGUGAUAUUGAAUGCAACUUGAUUUCCAAGCCUAAAUUGUUCUGGUGAAAUGAUAUCCAUUGUGUUGCCUCUGUGUUUUUUUCCACUGACAUCGCUUAAUACUUAACAAAUAUGAAAGAGAAGCCUUUAGCAUUGGAAAGACAUGCUUAUGCCAUAAUUUUAUUUACAGAGGUGGGGGUAUUUUUGCCUUAAUUGUAAACAUGCCAUGACAAUAUACUAUUGUCAUUAUAAUCCUAAAGCAGUGGUUCUCAACCUGUGGGUCCCCAGGUGUUUUGGCCUACAGCUCCCAGAAAUCCCAGCCAGAUUCACAGCCGUUAGGAUUUCUGGGAGUUGAAGGCCAAAACAUCUGGGGACCCACAGGUUGAGAACCACUGGCUUAAAGGGUCAGAAAAAGUAACCUGGCCUGAUUUUUUAGAAGGAAAGAGAGCCCCACCCCCGCCCCCGCUCCCCAUUCCUUUGGAAGUCCUUCAUUGUCCAUGUAUGUAGCUAGCUAUUUAACAAAAUUAUCUUAACAGGAGAACUUUAUAGGUCUAACUUACAUGCUGCCAUUGAGGGUAUUUGGUGGAGGGGAUGAACAGUGAUUUAGAAGAGCAAAGCGGGUGGUUAAAGGCAUGUGAAUAGGAAGGCAUUUGUACAUUAGUCUCAAGGUUCUUCUGCAGUUUUGUUGUCUAUUAUAGAAAUGUAUAUUUCUUUGUAGUGAAGUUGACAUUCCAGAUCAAACCUGCCUGUCAUCAAGUGACUUUCUGUUCUUAUUACUGGUGCUAACUAGGUUGUUCAGAAGCAUCAUAGUAGUGAUGUAUAGUUUCACGGUGGACCAAUGUGUGUUUGGCAAUGGGAAGGGAGGUGUCCUCAGAAAAAAAUAAUCACUUGUUGGCGAUCGUUCCUUUGUACUUAUUCUUCAUGGGGAUUUUUAAAUUAUUUGUUAGAGAUCUAAAAUGGCAACAUGGGACAUGUGUGUGUGUGUGUGUGUGUGUGUAUGUAUCUCCUUUCAAAACAGAGUUAAUUUAAGAAGGUGCUCUUUAGAAUCCCUAUCUGGAGCAAAAUCAGUUUUUCUCUCUCAGCUCAAACAUUUUAUAAGUGAAAUGAAAUCUGAGCAGUUUAGCUCCUUCAUAUUUGUCAAUACAUAAGGCAAUUGAAAUUUUUAUUGAUUCACAUUCUUUGAUACUACAUUAUGUGAUGCCCAAUAUCUGACUGUGGUGUUGAGUUGAAGUGAUUGUUUUCAUUGUAUUUUGGUCUUUAUAUAAUAUAUAUAUAAAUAUAAAUAAUGUCUGUAUAUAUCUGCUUGUUUGGGAUUUUAUACACAACUACAUAUUUACUCAUUCUCUUCAAAAAGAAUCAAUGAUUUUUAAUGAGGCUGCUUUUGGCUUUAUUGCUAGUUGCUGUAAUCUUAACAAGGCAUUUAAGCAGGUUGUAAAUAUGUACAAAUUCCGAUGUUGAAAGUGUCUAGUGUUUUGGUGUUAAUGGAGAUCAUCUAUUUCUCUUUCUAGAUUAAAAUAUUUAUUGCUAAAGCGUGAUCAUAGUUAAUGCUGCCAAAAGAAGCAGCUACAUAUUUCAGUAGCAAGGUCCCAGGCUCCAUUGGCAUCAUUGAGUGUUAUGCCCUGAAUCUGAAUGGAGUAGAGAAUGUAUUGCAGGCAUAUACCUAUUUUUAUAUUAAAAGUAAACAUGAAAUGCUCUGCUUUUCAUAUAAUUGAGUAAAUAGAAAAUUGUAAUAAGGGUUAUAGUGUGAUUUGUCUCAUGGAUUUGUCUCAUGGAUCUUAAAAUAAGAUACAGUCUAAGUUCAGAAAUCAAAUUGAAUUUCAAAAACCCUAUUUUCUCCCCAGUUUAAAUGUUGUCUGGUGGCAUUACUCAUCCAAACUAGAGCUCUGCCUGAUUCUGCUUUUUUAAAAAAAGAUUCAUGGUUUGAAUUCCCAGAGAGUUGGUAUGUAGCAUGUUGGAAAUCACAAUAUUUCUCCUGAUCACCCCAAAUUUUAAGAUGGCGAGACUGUUAAACAUGCCUUACUGCUUGUGUGUUGACUUGAUUUUCAGUUGUGAAUGUCCCAUGUUGCAGAAGAAUCAGGUGAAAGGUUUCCAGUUAAAAGGUGCCUCUGACAUGUUACUGCUGUGGUUUUCCAGACUACCUUUCUGUUAUCUUUGCAUGGAGUUACUUCCAGUGCUGGCUGUUCAUCAACAGAAUGGGGGCUCCAUUCUUCCCUCUCUACGUGCCCUGGCCAAAUCUUUUCUGGAAAGUCAGGGGAAUCCUCCACAGUACAUCGAUCAGUUCAGGAAGGACCCAAGAGCAGGCCCUAUUAGAUGAGCAGAAGUCUCCUUGCAUAUGUCACAGCGUUGUGUAUAGAUCAUAUUUGUUGCAAUAAGCUUAACUUGUAGAAUAUUUGACUGCUUUCCCCCCCCCUGGUAUAUUCUUACUUGGAGAAACUGGCAGGACACUGAAUGAAACUGUUUUAAUCUUGAGUUAAUUGGUGAAAGGAAAAGGGGAUAUUGCAUAGUACUGGAAUGAGAAUGCCUUAGAAAGAUUUGCUCUUUGUAAGAGGUUCCCAGUGUGUUUGCUUGUCCAAUUCACACUAAGAACUCUUUUCUACAGCAAAAGACUAUUUGGGUGUUUUAUACAAGCAACCUUCACUCUUUAACAAUUUGGAUUUUGAUCGUGUGAAUUAUCCAUCCAGAAUCUUGUCUACAUGUUUGCGCUGACUUAAGGAAAUAAAACUUGUUUAACAAAAA